AUGUCCGGCAUCAGCAACGAGCUCUCAGAUGACCUCGGAAUCCCUUUCGAUACAGGCGAUUCCAAAUCGACUUCCUCAAAUACCCCUCAGCAACAGCCAUCUGAUGGAUUGGAAUGUGCCAUACAGACCCUCUACGAAGGUCCUCCCAAGUGUCCGUGCUGUAAGAACUGGGUAGAGCAGUAUCCCCAAGACCUGGGUGAAUCAGUCGAGGAGCAGGCGGUGAUCAAACAGAAAGCCUUCAUCAAACGCAUGCGAAAGGGCCACGAUGAGGGCAGGCCCUUAAUUCUCGACUCCAUCGUGGUGCAAAGCACAUCUUUGAAAGAGACUUUGGGAGAGGUUUUCGAGGGAUAUAAGGGUAUCACACCAUCAUUGCAGAAAGUUGUGUUCAGGUCGCCCUGCCGACCCUUUUACCAUCGUUGGGGAGCUUUUACGGAAAUCGUCGAGCGCCAAAAGCGCGACAAUGAUGAAGCCGCGGCUUAUUCUGUCCUUCUCUAUGACGAACUGAAAAAGGAGCUGGGUGAUGUCAUGUCCGAAAUCAAAGAUCACCUCCACCAUGGCGUUAUCACAUACAACUUGCUCUGGGCCCUCUUUGAACCUGGUGCUCUCAUCGUCGCCCCCGAAGGGGAGCAAGAGCGGUUCUAUAUCGUCGAGAGCUGUCAUUACAAUCCAGGGAACAGAUAUAUUACCAUCAUUGUCAACUUCGUGGACUGGGAUGGGAAGGGGUUUGGCUACGCGAAAUCGAUAGUCAACAUCCCCCAGUACGACGGGACCCAAUCUUUGACUAGUUUGAGUGCAUACCCAGCACGUCUUCACCCGGCCCAAGACGAGGCUCGAGCCAAAGCCAUCAACCGUGGUCGAGAAUUUCAGAGGCUGUGCGGUUUUCAAUACAAGGCAUACUCGGGGUCUGUAUGGACUCGGAUUGGUGGAAGGGAUUUCGAGCGAAAUAUUGAUGGACGCGUCAUUGUGGACGCUUUGUCAUAUUUCAACGCAAACCCCCACGAACGACCGUCCCUGAGUGGCCUGGGCUCCGAUUCAAUCGCACCAAAAAUAGACCUCAAUGAAGACCACCAUUUCGAGAAUAUCUGGGGUGCCGGCACCGCUAGGACACAAAUGUAUGAAGGUCGAAUUCCAGAAAGAGAUCCAGAGAGGAUCAGGCAUAUAAACGUCCAAAAUGCGGAGUCUCUGGUGGAAAUGAAGGAUGCCGAGCCUUGCAAGUGA
Penicillium salamii is the source of this 1218-nucleotide messenger RNA. The record is from the annotation of a GenBank genome assembly. NCBI's taxonomy places the organism in Eukaryota, Fungi, Ascomycota, Eurotiomycetes, Eurotiales, Aspergillaceae.